Messenger RNA from Coregonus clupeaformis (lake whitefish), 1006 nucleotides. Its product is annotated as proline-rich transmembrane protein 2. The transcript has 5 exons. The coding region runs from base 377 to 976 and encodes 199 amino acids. The record is from RefSeq and is a predicted model, not a curated record. Lineage: Eukaryota; Metazoa; Chordata; Actinopteri; Salmoniformes; Salmonidae. Gene Ontology annotation, cellular component: membrane.
AGAGAGAGAGAGAGAGAGAGAUGAUGAGGUAGCAACAUAGCAAGCACAAGAGCGCAAUCUGACAUCCCAGCGCGUGGUCUGUAGCAUAAUUUUACCGUUACCGUUUACUAUAGCCUGUAUCAAAAGAAAAAGAGAAUUCGACGAAUUCUGGGUGCAGAUUUUAAUCGUAGCCUACUGAACUUGUCAUAUUUUCUAUUUUUUACUACACGUUGCUUUUUCUGUAAUAUUUGGAAUUGUGAUCAAGAAAAGCAAAAUAUGAAGGAUAAUGUUUAAUGUCACUCAAUAAGAUCAGUUGAAGAAGAUCAAAAGUCCAAUCAAGACCAAUCAUCAAAAAGACCCAAACUACCAGUGACAACAACAUCGUCCACAUUCCGCCAUGGCUUCCAACACCAUCGCUGUCCCCAGUGGAGCGGAGGGAGAACAGCAGCCGGAGCAGACCAUCACCUUACAGCCAACCAGAGCUGAGCACCAAGAGACAGCCCCUGACUCCAGCCAAUCGGAAUCCAAAGACCACUUGGCAGUAAUCAGUGAGAAGAUGGAAACCAGUAAUGGAAUGUGUGCUGCCGACUCCUCGCCCACAUCUUCCAUCUCAUCCCCCAAGCGACACGCCAAACCAACCAACGGCCGGGUGCGGAAAGGAAGCCGCUCUGGGUCCCUGCUGGGUCAUGGGGCAGGGUCUCCCAGGCCUUCCAUCAGCCGUCAGCCCAGCACCGUGCCAGAGGAGGACGACGGCAAGCCCCCUAGAGACUACCUGAUCCUGGCCAUCCUGUCCUGCUUCUGCCCCUUGUGGCCCAUCAACAUUGUGGGUCUCGUCUUCUCUGUUAUGUCGAGGAAAAGCCUACAGCUGGGGAACGUUGACGGGGCGCGGCGUCUGGGCCGGAACGCAAUGGUGCUGUCUAUCGUCUCGCUAGUUGGCGGGGUCAUCAUCAUCAUCGCGGCCAUCGUCUUAAACUGGGGAAGUAUAAUAAAAUCCUGAGGGUCACCAUGGACACCAGGAGCAAGAUCG